AUGAAAAUUAUAAUUCUUCUUGGACUCCUAGGAGCUACAUCAUCAGCCCCGCUUGUCUCACAUCGCCUAUUGUCUGCUAGCAACAGUCAUGAGUUACUCCUCAAUCUGAAUAAUGGUAGACUUUUGCCACUGGAAUUUCAGGGUACAUUUAACCCCUGGAUUGCUUCCUUCCCUGGGAUUCUGCAGCAGCAGCAGCAGCAACAACAACAAGCUCAGGUCCCAGGAGGCCUACAGUUUCCAAUCUCAACACUAGAGAGCUUUGCUGAAUUUUUACCAAAUCAGAUACCUUUCUCAGGACAGUUUGGGCUUGCCCAAGUAGGCCAGGCUGGCCAACCAGAACCCUCACAGCAGCAGACCCCACCACAGACUCCACAGGUUGCUAACCUUGUGUCCUAUGUGGUUCCCUUCAAAGUGCCUCAGGAUCAAACACAGAUGUUUGGGUACUACCCAGUUUACAUGUUUCUGCCCUGGGAGCAACUUCAGCAAGCGGUCACAUCAUCACCUCAGCAAACAGGCCCGCAGCUAUUUGAGGAGCAGAUACCAUUCUACAAUCAAUUUGGAUACAUACCACAACAAGCAGAACCUGGUGUACAAGGACGACAGCAGCAUUUAGCUGUUGACACCUUUGUAGGCACAGCUCCAGAAACCCCCGGGAUGCCCAUGGAAGGCGGUCCGCUGCAUUCACAAAGAGAAUCAGUCAGCUUUAAGCAUGACAAUGGAGGAGUUUUCAUGCCUCCAACUUCACCAAAACCAAGCAACAAGAAUGUUUUCACUCCUGCAAUAGACCCAACUAUUGCCCCAGUACUUCUAGAACAAAAGGUCAAGACUGAUAAACUAAGAGAGCCAUAA
Microtus oregoni (creeping vole) is the source of this 849-nucleotide messenger RNA. It is a transcript of the gene Odam, whose product is annotated as odontogenic, ameloblast associated. The record is from RefSeq and is a predicted model, not a curated record. Bases 1 to 849 code for a protein of 282 amino acids. The transcript has 10 exons. Lineage: Eukaryota; Metazoa; Chordata; Mammalia; Rodentia; Cricetidae.